This is a messenger RNA of Gastrolobium bilobum, 1206 nucleotides long. RefSeq lists its product as uncharacterized. Lineage: Eukaryota; Viridiplantae; Streptophyta; Magnoliopsida; Fabales; Fabaceae. Gene Ontology annotation, molecular function: RNA-DNA hybrid ribonuclease activity; nucleic acid binding. The record is from RefSeq and is a predicted model, not a curated record. Bases 1 to 1206 code for a protein of 401 amino acids. The transcript has a single exon.
AUGUCCUGGGCGAUUGAACUGGCGGAGUACCAGAUCAGUUACGAACCCAGAACCGCCAUCAAAGCUCAAGCUCUCACAGAUUUCAUAGCCGAAAUGACGCACACCUGCGAAGCAGCUAGCCAAGCAACUGAAACCCCAUGGUUGGCGCUGUGGAAGCUAUAUGUUGAUGGCUCUACCAACACCAAAGGAUCCGGCGCCAGAAUAAUAAUUGAAAAUCCAGACGGUGUGGCAAUGGAGCAUUCUUUAUCUUUCAACUUUAAUACCACUAACAACCAAGCUGAGUAUGAGGAAAUGAUUGCCGGCCUGCUCCAGGCCAAAGAGCUGGGAGCGCAACAUCUCAAGGUUUUCAGUGAUUCUCAGUUGGUGGCAUUUCAAUUUUCGGGUGAAUAUCAAGCUAAAGGGCCGCUGAUGUGCAAGUACUUAGAGAAAGUCAAAGAGAUAAUUUUGACCUUCGAGACAGUUGAAAUUGAGCACAUUAGGCGAUCAGAAAACACACGUGCGGACAUCCUCGCCAAGCUAGCAAGCACCAAGAGUCCAGGUAAUAAUCGUUCCGUCAUCCAGCAUAACCUGCCUAAUCCAUGCAUCGUCAUGAGUAUUGCAGACGUCGCCGAAGGAGUCGCCGAAGAUACCUGGAUCACUCCUAUCUCUAACUACCUAUCAGAAGGUACCCUCCCAGUGGACCAGACAGAAGCCAAGAGGAUAAAGCGGAAAUGCGCCCACUUUUGCAUGAUGCCGGGGCGCCUAUACAAAAGGGGCUGCUCAACCCCACUGUUGAAAUGCUUGAACCCCAGCGAUGUUGGGUACGUUUUGGAAGAAAUCCAUGAAGUAAUCAAUGGCCACCAUAUGGGCGGCUACUCUCUGGCAAAGAAAGCUCUCCGAUCAGGUUUUUAUUGGCCGACCAUGGAGCAUGACGCCCAUGAGCACGUUAAAGCGUAUGAUAAGUGCCAAAGACUUGCAGACAUACACAAAGCCCCACCAGAAGAACUUACUGUGAUAACAUCCCCUUGGCCUUUUUACAAAUGGGGGAUGGACCUCUUGGGCCCUUUCCCUGAGGCGGCAGGUCGAGUUCGGUGGCUGAUCGUCGCCAUUGACUACUUCACCAAAUGGGUUGAAGCAGAGCCAGUUGCUACCAUUACCUCUCAAAGGGAGAGGAAGUUCUUUUGGAGAAAUUUGUUUACCGUUUCGGAAUCCCGGGAGAAGUCAUAA